AUGAUCCAGCUUUUGUGGUUUACAGCAAUUUUCACAACAGUUUCAGCGAUAUACGAAGAUCAAAUUGGCAAAUUCGACUGGCAUAGUGAAUAUGUCGGUUGUGCUCGGGAGCUGUAUAUGGAACAGCUGAAGGGUACGAAAUUACCACAUAUUUUCGUUUCAACGGAAGCCGAUAUGAUCGCAUCAUUGAAAGCAUCGACUGGACAGAUAGCUUGGAGACAACAGCUGGAACAUUCAUCUACGCUUCAAUUGUCAUUCUCAUCAGCUGCAUCAUUAAUAAUAGUAACAAAAGAUAAUGGAGUGGUGCGAGCAUGGAAUCGAGACAGCGGAGUUUUGGUAUGGGAAACUCAAAUUCAGCAAAUUACACCUAGCUGGAAGAAGACGGAAACAUUAAUAUCAAAUGGAAACGUAUUCAUCUUGAGAGGUGCUCACAUAACUGCACUUUUUCUUGGUAGUGGUCAGCUAAAGUGGGCAACGAGUUCAGGCAACAUAAAGAGCUACAUUGGUUCAAUACUAGAACCACAGUCACAGACACUUACUGUAGUUGGAGGUGUGGAUGGAGCAGAACUAGCAGUUAUUCAGAUUGAUGUAAGGAAUGGUGCUAUUGUAAAAGUCCGAAAUCUCAGUGCAAGCUGGUUCAAUCAGGAAAGAUGCGUUUUGUCUAAUAUGUUGUUACAAUGUUUUGAUAACAAAGGCUUCUAUGUUACCGAUUUAUCGUUGGAUCCCCUUAGCGUGCAUCACACUUCGCUUCAAUCUGUAGUUCAAAUUCCCAAUUUAAACAUAGGAGGAGUAAUGAUUGUAUACACUCUCACGAAUACUUAUGUUUAUCAUAUUAAUUUGCCAGAACCACCAGUGCUGCUUUUAAAACUGGAGAAGGUUGAAGCAGCUUCUUCACAUGUGACUACUAAUGGACAAAGCCUUUUCGCUGUUGCAACAUCCACAAAUAACAUUGUCGUUUAUGAUGCUGCGAAUGGGGAGCAGCUAUUCACGGGAAGUAUUCCAGAAAAAGAUCCAGCUCCCAUAAAACUCUUUUCUUUUAUCGGAACAUCAAUAGAAUUCGAAUUUGCCGUUGUUCUUGAAGAUUGUAGAUUUAUUUAUCUUGUUGGCUCAUCAAACCAACUUACAAAAGAAUGGGUCAGACAUGAAGCGUUAAGUACCAUCACUUCAGUCGAAAUGAUCGAUUUACCUUUGUCCGAAGCACAAGCUGAUAUCGAGUCGGAAUUUGCUUCGGAUGGUGGUACCAUAAUGGAGUCAUUAAUGCGGCGUCUAAGGAGUCAGGUAGACCAGUUUCGUCGUGCUUGUAUUGGUGCCAUAAAUCAGAUUUUUUCAUCAAAUUUUUUAUCAUUUCGUUCAAAAUCAUUUGCUGAUUGGAUAGCUUCUCUUCGAUUCUCCACUAAAAGCACGCGUAAAAAGGACCUGCCGUGUGAGCGGGACUAUUUUAAUUUGCGAAAGAUUAUUGUGGCUUCAACACUGAAAUCUAUUGUUUACGGUAUUGAUAGUAGUGACGGAACAAUUUUGUGGUAUAUUUAUUUGGGCAGAAAUAUUAAGCCAUUACUUGGCUCAUUGGGAAAGGAAAAAAUUCCUCUCUUUAUACAACGUACCACAGCUCAUUAUCAUUUUUAUCCACAAGCUACCGUUGUUGCUAGUGAUAAGAGAUCAGAACACGCAGUUUUGAUAUCUUUUAAUCCCAUGACGGGGUCUUUAAUUGAACGGAAAAACUUCUUCACUUCCAUCAAGCGUAUUGAAAUUCUUCCAUACUCGAAUGCUCAGACACACAUUUAUCACCUCAUCAUGCUUGACGAUAGAAACAAAGUCAUGUUGUAUCCGGAAAAUAUGGAUGCACAGGAACAGCAAGUUCCGCUGCAUUUCUUCAACUUUAAUGUUUCUGGUAAUUUAGAAGGUCUUGUCUUGAAUGUUUCUCGUAAAAAACUUUCAUCAACUUGGAAAGUGAAUCUUUCUUUAAGAAAUGAACAAAGGAUUGUAGCCGUUGUUUCCAAACCAUCUUACCAGAAAGUUCACAGUGCUGGAAGAGUAUUGGGUAACCGUUCAGUAUUAUAUAAAUAUGCAAAUCCAAACCUGGUUGCUAUUGCAGUACUUGAUUCCACUCAUUCGGUUUUACAAAUUUAUCUUAUUGAUGCGGUCUCAGGUUACAUCGUAUACAGUGGUAAACAAAAUAAAAUAACUGGUCCAAUUCAUUUGGUCCAUUGUGAAAAUUGGCUAGCUUAUUCAUAUUGGAGCGAGAAAGGUCGUCGUGUGGAAGUAGCUGUAGUAGAGUUGUAUGAAGGUCUUGAACAGACUGAUGCCUUUCAUUAUAAUUCACUUGUGCAUACUUUAGCAGCAAAAGUUACAGCUCUUUCUCAAGCUUAUAUAUUUCCUCAGGGGGUGGCAGCAUUGGGCGUUACAGAAACUGAGCUAGGAUUGUCAACAAGAUCCUUAUUGGUAGCAAUGCCAUUUGGUGCUAUAUAUGUAAUUUCUAAGCGUCUGUUGGAUGCUCGUCGUCCAUUGGAAAUGACGCAAGAACUAGCCGAAGAAAUGCUUCUUCCAUAUCGACCAGAAUUACCAAUUGCUUCUGAAGAUUUCAUCAAUUAUAAUCAAAGUAUACACGGUAUUCGCGGCUUUAAAACCUCACCUUCUGGUUUGGAAUCAACAAGUUUAAUGCUGGCUUAUGGUACUGAUCUCUUUUUUACUCAACUGACUCCAUCUGGAACUUUUGACAUAUUAAAGGAUGAUUUUGAUCACUUGCUUAUCAGUAUUGUCCUAUUAACUUUAGUAAUUGGAAGUUUGCUUUGCAAAAGAUUAGGCAAAAACAAUAGUCUGAAGCAGGCUUGGCAGUGA
This is a messenger RNA of Brugia malayi, 2835 nucleotides long. RefSeq names its product PQQ enzyme repeat family protein (gene Bma-emc-1). Gene Ontology annotation, cellular component: EMC complex. Gene Ontology annotation, biological process: protein folding in endoplasmic reticulum. The record is from RefSeq and is a predicted model, not a curated record. The coding region runs from base 1 to 2835 and encodes 944 amino acids. The transcript is spliced from 16 exons. NCBI's taxonomy places the organism in Eukaryota, Metazoa, Nematoda, Chromadorea, Rhabditida, Onchocercidae. Gene Ontology annotation, molecular function: protein binding.